AUGGCUGAUGUCAUAGGCACCGUCGCAUCUGUACUACAAUUAGCCGAAAUAACCGCAAAAACCGCAUUGAAAGUGUACGACUUCUUCUCCAUCAUUCAAAAUGCCCCGCACGAGAUAACCGCUCUUGGAAAUGAUGUUCUUGCAAUUUCUGUGCUGGUUCGUAAUCUGGCAAAUUCACUCGCAAGUAAAUCUGUCGAAAAGGCAAUUCAGAGGGAUGCCGAGAUAGAGGAUGCUCUGCAGUCCUUAAUUGACCCAAUGAACAACUGUCAGGCCGCAGUUAAGAGAUUACAGGACAAAAUUAAGCCACACCUCACUGCGGAUCUAUCUUCACUCCAGGGUACAGAGUGCGAAAUAGACAGCAGCCAAUCAAACACAUGGAAGAUGAAAAGCAAAAACGUGCGCUGGUUUCUUCAGCGGAAGGAUGUCUAUGCUUCGGCAGCAGAGUUAGAACGUGCGAAGCUUACAUUUGGAGGUGCGAUGGCGAGUAUUACAUUCAGUAUCCUCACAUUGAAACAAUCAAACACAAAUCAUCAAGCAGAUUUGACGGGCUUCCAGAAACGCGAGUAUGAUGGUGAUGCAGUCUCGUUGCCUGACCACGGACAAGGCGAUUGUCAGCCAGGAUCGACACAAACAAACAAUGUGAAUAUCACAUAA
Messenger RNA from Penicillium taxi, 654 nucleotides. RefSeq lists its product as uncharacterized. The coding region runs from base 1 to 654 and encodes 217 amino acids. NCBI's taxonomy places the organism in Eukaryota, Fungi, Ascomycota, Eurotiomycetes, Eurotiales, Aspergillaceae. The transcript has 2 exons. The record is from RefSeq and is a predicted model, not a curated record.